Molecule: messenger RNA, 5973 nt
Organism: Pogona vitticeps (central bearded dragon)
Lineage: Eukaryota; Metazoa; Chordata; Lepidosauria; Squamata; Agamidae
Gene: STRN
Product: striatin
Cellular component (GO): dendrite
Molecular function (GO): protein-containing complex binding; protein phosphatase 2A binding; calmodulin binding
Source: RefSeq, a predicted model, not a curated record
UUCCUGCAGCACGAGUGGGGCCGCUUCGAGGCCGAGCGAGCCGAAUGGGAGGCCGAGCGGGCAGAGCUGCAGGCCCAAAUUGCCUUCCUUCAAGGAGAAAGGAAAGGACAAGAGAACUUGAAGAAGGAUCUAGUGCGGAGAAUAAAAAUGCUGGAAUAUGCUCUUAAACAAGAAAGAGCUAAAUACCACAAGUUAAAAUAUGGCACAGAGCUGAAUCAGGGAGACAUGAAACCGCCAAACUAUGAUUCUGAUGAAGGGAACGAAACUGAGGUUCAGUCACAGCCAAAUAGUCAGCUAAUAUGGAAGCAAGGACGGCAGUUACUGAGACAAUACCUUCAAGAGGUGGGAUACACGGACACAAUAUUGGAUGUGAAGUCAAAACGGGUACGGACUUUGUUGGGUCUUUCAGGUGGUGGUCCUGAGAGGGAAAAUGAUAAAAAUCAAGAAUCAAUGGUGAAUGGCACAGAUGCUGAAGUUAAAGAAAAAGUAAUGAUUGGGAAACCAGAUCUGACAGAUUCUGCCUCUCUGCUGGAGACAUUCAAAUUCCUUGAAAAUGCCGCAGCAGAAUUUAGUGAUGAAGAUGAAGAUGAUUAUAUUGAUGGAAGAGAGAGAACAAUCAUGGACACUUCAACGAUUGUAAGGAAAAGAGUGGUGUCUGAUAACAGUGAAGACAAAGAUACUGAAGAAGCACUGAAGGAGUUUGAUUUCUUGGCUACAUCAGAUGAAGGGGAUGGAGAAUCCAGAAGUUCAGGAGAUGGUACAGACUGGGAAAAGGAAGACCAGUGUCCCAUGCCCGAAGCCUGGAAUGUGGACCAGGGAGUAAUAACCAAACUGAAGGAACAAUACAAAAAGGAGCGCAAGGGAAAAAAGGGGGUGAAGAGAAAAACUACCGAAGAUAUGUUUCAACCUCAGUCCUAUAUAAAACAAUCAAAACAGGGAUGUGGGAAAAUGAUGGAGCAAAAUGCAGGGCCCAAUAGGUCAAAACUACAAGACAUGCUUGCUAAUUUGAGAGAUGUUGAUGAUCUGCCUGCGUUACAGCCAUCUGUUGUGCCACCCACCAGACCCAGUACUUCACGGCUUAUUGAACAAGAGAUAAACAGAACAGAUGAGGUCGAAGCUUUAACAUUCCCUCCUUCAUCUGGAAAAUCUUUCAUAAUGGGAGCAGAUGAGGCCCUUGAAAAUGAACUCGGUCUUGGAGAAUUGGCAGGACUUACAGUAGCCAAUGAGGCAGAUUCAUUGACUUACGAUAUAGCAAACAAUAAAGAUGCCUUGAGGAAGACUUGGAAUCCUAAAUUUACUUUAAGAAGCCAUUUUGAUGGAAUAAGAGGUCUGGCGUUCCAUCCAGUUGAACCAGUGUUAAUUACAGCCUCAGAAGACCAUACAUUAAAAAUGUGGAAUUUACAAAAAACAUCUCCAGCAAAAAAGAGUGCCUCUCUUGAUGUUGAGCCUAUCUAUACUUUCAGGGCACAUAACAGUCCUGUGCUUUGUGUAGUCAUGAGUAAUAGUGGUGAACAGUGUUACAGUGGGGGAACUGAUGGUCUCAUUCAAGGUUGGAAUACCACAAAUCCAAAUAUUGACCCGUAUGAUUCCUAUGACCCUUCUGUCUUAAGAGGCACCUUUGUAGGCCACACAGAUGCAGUGUGGGGGUUAGUUUACAGUGGAGUACACCAGCGCUUGCUCUCUUGUUCAGCAGAUGGCACUAUACGUUUAUGGAAAGCUUUAGAGAUCUCUCCAGCACUGAAUAUAUUUAAUGAUAAUCAAGAAAUGGGGAUUCCAUCUUCUGUAGACCUUGUGAGCAGUGACCCAAGCCACAUGGUAGCAUCAUUUAAUAGUGGACAUACAAGCAUUUUUAAUAUGGAAACAAGACAACACAUUCUUACCUUGGAAUCUAACAUAGACACUGGUAGUUCUUGCCAAAUAAACAAAGUAAUCAGCCAUCCAACUCUUCCAAUCAGCAUUACAGCCCAUGAGGACAGACACAUCAAAUUUUAUGACAAUAAUACAGGAAAAUUGAUUCAUUCCAUGGUAGCCCACUUAGAUGCAGUCACAAGUUUAGCUGUUGACCCAAAUGGCUUGUACUUGAUGUCAGGCAGUCACGACUGUUCAAUACGGUUAUGGAAUCUUGAAAGCAAGACCUGCAUUCAAGAGUUCACAGCUCAUCGCAAAAAACAUGACGAAUCCAUCCAUGAUGUGGCAUUCCACCCCUCCAAAUGUUACAUUGCCAGUGCAGGAGCAGAUGCACUUGCUAAGGUCUUUGUAUGAUGCAAUACUUUGCUUCUCUUCUAGCUGCCAUGUACAUAUGACAAGCUGUAGAAAAGACAAGGGCAUGGAUCUUCUUUUCAUGCCCUCUAAUUCAGUGAAUGUUAGUACUUGUUUAGGAUUUUUUUCCUGGCAGGAUGCUUUUUUCUAAAUUAAAAGAUUCUCUGAGUUGUAAGUGCUCAGCUAAUGCUGAGAGCUAAGAAAUACUCUGCUUUAAAUGGGACAUAGAAGAACCAUUUUUAUUUUUGAAAUAUUUGUCCAGGCUGGCUUUGGGCAAAAUGGGAUCCUCUGCAAACAAUGUGGUGAAGCAGAAUAAUCAACAAAGAAGCCAAUAGCUCAGUGUCUGUAGAAUGUAGAUAAAUACUAGACAUGGGAUAUUUGUAUUCAUCUCUCUGAGAAUAUGAAUUUGAAUGUUGACACCACAAGUGCACAGGAUGUCCAGUCUCCCCCCCCAAACCGGCAGGUCCAGUUAUUGGUCACUGUGUGGCCAGCGUUGUUCCAGUUGUGCCAAUCACAGAAGAAGCCCAGCCAGUGCUUCGUUGCCUCUCCACACAGUUUACCACUUCGGUGAGGAGGCAGGAUGAUAAGUCUCCCCAGGGAAGCACCAGCCAAGCUGCUUCCGUGAUUGGCGCAACAGAAUGAUACUGGCCACCCGUUCGGUGACCAGUUAUUGGACCUGCAAGUUCGGGGUGGGGGGAGGGACUGGAUGUCACAGGCACCUGUGGUGCUGAUGUUUAUAUUCGUAUCCCAAGGAUACAAAUAUCCCAUGUCUAGUAGAUAUUGAUUUAUCAACCUAUUUCUUGAAUAAUUUUAUAUACAUAAUUUCAGUAGAAUAACUUCAGAAUUUGGUGAUUCAUGAAACAUGGAAUCAUAGGAUAAACAGCAUUUUGUCUUCUUCUUCUUCUUCUUUUUUUUUGUUACCAAACAGUUGGAUAAAUGUACAGAACAUAAUGUUUGCAGCUUGCUGGCUGUUUUAUUAGGUGGAUUGGGUUUAAAAUGUCAAAUAUUUAGAGAUACUAAUGCAUUAAUUCCAUAAAUAAAUUAUAUUGAAACCUAAUAAAUAUAAUGCGUAAAAAUGUAUGUUUUAUUUGAAAGUAUUGUUAGCAAGUGGCUGGAACCACAUUAUGUCUUCAAUUCAGCUUCACAUUUUGUGGUGGAUAUCCAUUUGAGAUGAAAAGGAGACUUUGAAAGCUGGUAAUUCUUUUGUUCCUAAAUAGCAGGAUACAUUAGGUGAUGUAUCUCUCACCUUUUCAACAAAACAAGAAGGAAGAUCUAGAUAACCUUUAGUGGAUCUCACUGUUGAAAGCACCUUAAAAGAAUCCUAGCAGCAUUUUCACUGUGAUUUAAGUAAACCCCAAUUAAGAUAUAAACUUUGUCUCCCCAGCUUAUCCGAUUUUUCCUCUGUCACACAUAGACCACAAGAACUGCUUCCUUAUGGUUCGCAAUCAUACUACUUGAAAAUAUGAAUUAGUGGGAGACAGAACAUUAAUGCAUAAAAAAACUGGGUGAGACUGUUGCAACAUUAUCCUCACUCUCUUAGUGUAGUGGUGAUUGACUGUGAACUUGUACACAGCUGGCAUAUCUGAUCACUUAUUUGAAAAUAUUUACAGCAAUAGAAAGCACCUUCCAUGCUGCUUGUAUUGUGUAAAGGAGUUCAGUAGCUGACCAUCAAAUAACCAAAAUGUUUGCAGAAUAUUUGAAAAAUUUCUUAUCUUUUAAGUAUAGUACAUCCUUUUAUUCUCCCCAAACAUUUAUCAUUAACAUUGUGAAAGAUUAUACCAGACCUAGGUGAAAGUGAUCUGCUUAGGUUACUACAGAUUUGCAAGAGAAACCAGUGCACUGUUAGUACUGCAGACAGUUAUCUUUAAGUUUGAAGAUGUUGAGUUCUACCUGUUUUAGAUUUCUAAAGGGCAGUUAUGAUGAGGGGCCAAAACAAAAGUGAGUCCUGUAGUAUCAUAAAGACUAAAACAUUUACUGUAGCAUAAGAUUCUAUGGAUUAUAGCCCUGUAAUCUAAUGUUUCUGAUGCAGUGGUUGGAAUCCUGUUGCUGUAACUCUGCCCAUAUAAGGCUGAUGGCAUUGAGAUGAGGGAAGCCUUUAAUGUCCAAAAAUUGCUGCCACUGGCCCUGCCAUUAAGACCAGGACUGGUAGUGAUGGUUUUUGGACAUCACAAGGCCCCCAAAGCUUUCCCUAUGUCAAAAGGAAUCCCUAGGGUGCCCUAGAACCUGGUGGAUGAGAAAUUUUUAAUUAAGGAUAAAAACCAACAGCUGAUGACAUCAUCAACCUUACAUAACAUGGAGCUGUGCCAACAGGAUACCAGCCAAUAAAUUUGUUAGUCUUUAGUCACAGGACACAUUGCUGCUUUUGUAGAUAUUUCUUUUCUUGUAGAUAUAGAUGUUCAAUGUAUUUCCCUUAAAUGCUAAUAGACUCUUAGUCUAAAGAAAGUAGUAAUUCAAAAGAUCUUAUUUUCUUUAUAUACUUGCUUUUGAAUCACAGCAGGAAGUCCAACUGCAAUAGAACACAUUUAUCUAUAUGCGACUUCUGUGUAUGUGCCCUAUUCUCUUGGUGUCCUUUUUUUCUUUUAAGAAAAGGAUAUUAUAAAAGGGUUUUUUUGUGGAAAAACAAAUGCAUUGUGUAUAUUAUGUGUGUGUACAUAUAUAUAUAUAGAUACAUAUAUAUAUAUAGAUAUAUAUAUAUAAAGAGGUUGUAAACAGUAUGUAUUAAGGGAAAAUUCUAUAUGGAUAUUUUAAUGUUUUAGUAUUAAAAGUUCUUCUGACUUUGUUGAAUACAAAGGAUAAAAGGUAUGAAUAUUGUGCUUUUUGCUUAAGCAAUAUAAUAUACAUAGUUGCUGAUGUUUAAAUUGUUGUACAUAAAACUAAUAGGCCAGCAUGUUUGUUUCUAAGAAUCCCAUUUGAUUAAAUAAUGAAUGUAAGGAAAAAAGUUGCUGUUCAGGUAUGGAUUGGAAGUUGCUCCAUCCUGCUUAAUGAAUUCUUGAUCCAAGUGAAGUAACUUUCAAAAUAGACAAAUAGCUAAAAGGCUAAGGUGCCUUUUGACAAACAAAAUGUAGCCUUAUUAGGUUGUAGGCUCUGUAUUUGUGCUCUUCUCCAGAUCUGUAUUUGUGUCUGUCAGUCUUCUGCUUGCAAAUGAUAGACUGCAUUGUACUGUGCACAAGUAUUAAAAAUAUUUGAGAUGUUGUCUUUAGUUAGAUAUCAAAAGAUUUUAGUUUUGACUGAGUGGCACUUCUUUUGUGCAUUUUAUAACCAUUCAGGUGAGAUUAUUAACCUUCUGCCCACAUCUUCUCUUUCCUUUUUGCUACUUUUCUUCAUGUCUUUUGACAGCAGCUGAUCAAGCAUACUGCCUUCAUAGGUGCCUGGUGGCAGCAGUGUUAGUGGCAUUGGUAGCAGCAGCCAGAGAAGAAAUAGAUAGAUAUUAUUUGCUGAAAGGGCCCCUUGGAGCUACUUGCUCCCAGCUGCUGUCCCUAGUGAGAAAGCAACAGAUCCAUCCAGCUAGGGCCUCACCUUUGGGCACCGCAGGAAACCACACACACACACAAAAUCUCCCAACACUCCAAACGUAGUUCCAAGAGAACCCCCCACCCAAUGGUAUUGGCAUCGAUCCAACUCCAAAGGCAGAUGUGACAUUUGCCUCUCCAGAAGCUUGGAUUCAGAUUUGGAUAAUGAAACUUCCAACAGCACUCUGUUAGGGAAAAACAGACC